Drosophila ananassae is the source of this 1229-nucleotide messenger RNA. RefSeq names its product mannose-P-dolichol utilization defect 1 protein homolog. Gene Ontology annotation, biological process: oligosaccharide biosynthetic process. The coding region runs from base 353 to 1114 and encodes 253 amino acids. The record is from RefSeq and is a predicted model, not a curated record. NCBI's taxonomy places the organism in Eukaryota, Metazoa, Arthropoda, Insecta, Diptera, Drosophilidae. The transcript is spliced from 2 exons.
UUUACUGUGGCCAGUGUUGUACAACGUAAAAAACCACAUCGCAUUUUCAACUUUUGGCAUACUUCAAAGGGAAAGCUGUCAUAAUCUUGAUAUUUUGUCAACAAUAUAUAGUUUAGCUACGAAGCUACGGAUAAGUUAUAAGUACCUGACCUUAUCGGCUCAUUUCACGCCAAAUUCGCCACUGGGGAUUAACUUCUUCGGCAUUACGUGUUCAGCUAUAUAGGUGCUUUCAAUUUCAUUCGCCAGCCACAGCAAUCACGGCAAGCGGCUUGAUAACACCGGAUACGGGCAGAGCUAAAAUAGAGGGCACUUACUAAUUAACUUCGACCUCUGUGAUAACUAGAAGCACAAAAUGACUGAUAUUAUCAAGAAAGGAGCGCUCUUCCUCAUGAGCGAGAAGUGUUAUGACAACUACUUCCUCGAGCACAACUUCUUGGACAUUCCCUGUUUCAAGGCUCUGCUGAGCAAGGGCCUUGGCCUGGCCAUCAUUGCCGGGUCCGUGCUGGUGAAGGUGCCGCAAGUGCUCAAGAUCCUCAACAGCAAGUCUGGCGAGGGCAUUAACAUUAUGGGAGUGGUGCUAGACUUGCUGGCCAUCUCGUUCCACCUGUCAUAUAACUUUAUGCACGGCUACCCAUUCAGUGCUUGGGGCGACAACACCUUCCUGGCCAUUCAGACUGUUGCCAUCGCUGUUCUGGUUAUUUACUUCAAUGGUCGCAAGCUACAAGCCGGAGCGUUUCUAAUUGGAUAUCUUGUGCUGAUGUUCGUCCUUAACUCUGGACUGACUUCUAUGAAAGUCUUGUUCACCAUCCAGAGCUGCAACAUUCCCAUUCUCUUGGUGGGCAAGCUCUCGCAGGCGUACACUAACUACCAGGCUGGAUCCACCGGACAGUUGUCCGCUGCCACUGUGAUAAUGAUGUUUGCCGGGUCGGUGGCCCGCAUCUUCACAUCUAUUCAGGAGACUGGUGACACCAUGAUCAUCGUCACCUUUAUUGCGUCCACCUUUGCGAACGGUGUGAUCCUGUCACAAUUGAUCUAUUACUGGAACAAGCCAGCCGGCGUUGUCAAGGAUGCGAAAGCCCAAGGAAAGAAGCCCAAAAGCAAGAAGGAUGAUUAGGAAGACGAUGCAGAAACAGAGAAGUGAACUCGAAAACAAAUAAACUUAGUUAGCAACGAUUUCUCGACAUUGUAGAACAAAUGAGCAACUUCAAAUAAAGAGUCCUAGAUCAUUA